Messenger RNA from Orcinus orca (killer whale), 3421 nucleotides. RefSeq names its product uroplakin-3b-like protein 1. NCBI's taxonomy places the organism in Eukaryota, Metazoa, Chordata, Mammalia, Artiodactyla, Delphinidae. The record is from RefSeq and is a predicted model, not a curated record. The transcript has 6 exons. The annotation marks the transcript as partial.
CUCCCUUCUGCAGAGGGGGGGCCAUGGGGAGCCGUGGUUGCCAGGUUGGGGGACCAUUUGGACGAGGAGAUUCCACAAGGCGCGGCAGGGCUGUCCCUGGGGCUGCCUGGACCCCAGGACUGGCUCCUCUUUCCGUGGCCCCUCCCCAGCCAGGCCCUCCUGGAGCGGGGGUGGGGUGCAGUUUUCCUCUUCAGACCCCUCCCUUGCAAUGCCAAAGCCUUGGGGCCAGCACAUUCAGCCCCUAAGCGGUCCAACCAGUUGUCUGGGAGAAAGGGGGCACGUGGGAGGGGCAGCAGGAGGUGCCAGAAGCAGCCUCCCCCAGCCCAGCACGCACAGCGGAGCCUCUGGGGCUCCGGAUGCUGCAGACAGACCCUCGGACUGACAGACAGUUGGACGCUUGGCCUGGCCGUGAGGCUCAGCGGGGGACAGUCUUCUCUUCUGACGGCCCUGUUGCCGCUGCUGACCUGCCUCCAUCUGGGGAUGAGUCUGGAGCACAUCAGCUACGCGCCCCAGCUCUCAAACGCCACCCUGGCAGGGAGACUUACCCAGCCCACCUUCACACUGGAGCAGCCGCGGGGCCAGUUCAGUCACUUUAACGUCGCCGACUUUGACGCCAUCUGGCUGGUGUUGGCCCACAGCAAUGCCACCCAGAGCUUCACUGCCCCACAGAAGGUGGAGGACACCCCGGUCCCUGCCAACUUGCCCCAGAGGGGCUACUACAUCACGCUGAGGACCAGCUGAGCACUCUACCCGGGCGGCCAGCCCGGCAACGAGCUCCGGGUCCUCCGUGUCGCCAGCGAUACCCGCUGCUCCCCGAUGACAAGAGGCUGCCACCACCCCCUGCCGGGCCCGGGCCCCUACCGAGUGAAAUUUCUGGUGGUGAGAGACAGGGGACCCAUGGCUGAGACAGAGUGGUCCAGUGAGACCCACCUGCAGCAAGCCGAGGCACUCCAGGCUGCCCCAGGGCCCCAGAGCGCGGGCGCCGUGGUCAUCGUUGCCAUAGUGUCGGUCCUGCUGGCCGUCGUCCUCACCACCCUCCUCACCCUGCUCAUCUACACCUGCUAUGACACCUGUGGGAGCACGUCCAUCUCUGGUCCAGGGGAGCUGGCGUGCAUGAGAAGAUAUAACACCCACCACAUGUUCAGCCCUUCAGCCGAGGGGGGCUCCUGAGAGGCUCCAGGGGGCCCCCAUCUGCCCUUCUGCCUCGCCCCUGGUCCAGGCUGCAGAGCAUGGGCUGGGGGCUUGCCCUGCUGCUUCAGAGCCCUGGGAGAGAGUGUUUCCAAAUAAGGAAGGGGGGGAGGGUGUCCUUAGUCCAAAGCUUGGGCCUGUCCCUGUCAGAAAUAAAUGUCCCCAUUAUUGGGGACAGCCCCCUGAAUGGCUCUGUCAUUGUACACCUGGGCAGUCUCCCUGCAUCCCUGUCCCCAGCUCCUCUUGGGAGGAUACAGCAACCGGGGGUGAAGCCCAGGGUCCUAGGCCAGCUGAGCCAUUGGGGCAGGGCAAGCCUCUCUUCUGGCCUCAGUGGCCCUGUCUGUAAAGUGGGGGUGAUUCCAGUGGUCCCCCUGGGCCCGAUGGAGCCGAACCAAGGGGGUGGUCGUGCCCACCUGCCCUGCGCGUCUGGCGCUUGCUGGCGCCACCCCCGCCCCCACCUCCUCCUCUUCUUCUUCUUUUUUUUUAAUAUUUAUUUAUCUGGCUGCACCAGGUCUCAGUUGCGGCACACGGGAUCUUCGUCGCCACGUGCGGGCUUAGUUGCUGUAUGCGGGAUCUAGUUCCCUGACCCAGGAUCGAACCGGGGCUCCCUGCAUUGGGAGCGCGGAAUCUUAACCACUGGGCCACCAGGCAAGUCCCCCCGCCUCCCCUUUGUGGUCUCCCUCCAUCUGGCCUCGCCUCCUGGCUGGAGGACGUAGAGCUUCUAGGCUUCACCCCGACCUCUGUGCUCACGCCGGGGUGGGGGUGUGGAAAUGCGUGAGAAGCUGCAGCCCCUGGAGAUGCCUGGGCUCAGACUCGGGCCCCGAACCUAAUGCAGGGCACCAAGCACCUGUCGUCAUCCACUCCACUCCAGGCCAGGCCCCCUGGGGCCAAGAUGACCCAGCAAGGUUCUGUCCUCAGGUCACCCACCGCUGUGUGGGAGAGGAGGGGAAACCAGCCAGCACAAGGGAUGGAGGGAGUGCAGAGGUUUGAGGGCCGGAGGAGGCUUCCUGAGCAGGCGUGGCCUUGGAGGAGGGGCCGCACUGUGACAGGUGGACCGGGGAAGGGGACCCAGACAGGAUCAGCAGCAUGUACAAAGGCCUGGAAACCAUGGUGACUGCUGGGUGGGCAGGUUGGGGACAGCUGGAGGGUGGGGUGAGGGGCCGCGAGGAGGCCAGGGGAUGCCCCUUGCUACGUGAAGGGCCUCACCCCCUGGGGCAUGGGGCAGGGAAGAAGGGCUCUGGCUGCAUGCCCAGGUGCCUGUGUCCGGGUGGUGCAAAUGGCCCUAAUGGGUUUAUUAAGCCGGUGCACACACAGCUGGCUCUUGCUGUGGAGGAAAUGGUCACAUGACCAGCCUGGGAGGGGCAGGGAGGGGAGGGGGGCACACAGAAUUCCAGCCUCUGCCCAGCUAAGCCUUGAUCUCUCCACAGCCUUUCCAGAGCAGCCAUGAGCCCCGACCCUGGGGCUGGGUGACCUUGGACAUAUCACUUACCCUCUCUGGGCCUGUUUUCCCCUUAAUGUAAAAGCGAAGGUUGAACUGGGUAACUCUAAGGCCCUGCACUCCACCAGCACCCAGUAUGGGUCGGACACUGGCAGGAAACAGAUGGCACGCUGUCUAAUGGGGCAAUUGACAGCAUUUACAAGGGUUUGGGCAGCAUAUUAAGGGGACCCAGGGCACCGAUGGGGCCAUAAGCACUCCUGUCCCUGAGGGGCUGGUGGUGUUUCCAGAGCCAGUGGGCAGGAGCCACGGGCAAGGGUCUGCCUGGCAGGAGCAGGGGGCUGUAGGUAGAGGGAGCCGGGGGACUAAAUACCCCGGCCUUUCUCCUCUGGCCUUCUGAUCGCGUGCUGACCACACCUAACCAGAAGCAAGAGGGCGGGGGGUCUGGACGGUGUGGUCCAUGUGCCAGCUAGACCUGUGUCCAGAGCAGGACAGAGAGGGGCCAAGAAUGGCCUUAGAGGGUACUGUGAUCUGUUUUUUACUCACAGCACUUCUGACACCAAAUGUGUGGGGGUUUUCUGUUUGUUUUUUAUUUUUAUUUUGGCCAUGCCAAGUCUCAGUUCCCUGACCAGGGAUUGAACCCGGGCCACAGCAGUGACAGCGCCGAAUCCUAACCACUAGGCCACCAAGGAACUCCUCAAAUGGGUGGGUUUUUCUCACACCAACCAAUUCUCCAGCUCUCUGGACACCAACUGGGUGUCCUGCAAUUGAAUUCAAUUCUGACACUAAUUCCCUGGA